Stereum hirsutum FP-91666 SS1 is the source of this 4242-nucleotide messenger RNA. RefSeq lists its product as uncharacterized. NCBI's taxonomy places the organism in Eukaryota, Fungi, Basidiomycota, Agaricomycetes, Russulales, Stereaceae. The record is from RefSeq and is a predicted model, not a curated record. Gene Ontology annotation, biological process: regulation of DNA-templated transcription; DNA-templated transcription. The transcript has 13 exons. Gene Ontology annotation, molecular function: DNA binding; DNA-binding transcription factor activity, RNA polymerase II-specific; zinc ion binding. Bases 912 to 4136 code for a protein of 1074 amino acids.
GGUUGUCGCACUUCAGGACGACGAUUGUGUCCGCUGCGUAUGAUACUGCCGUUUCCCCAGAUCAUUCUCAUUUGAGCCAACUCGGAUUCGGACUACCGAAGACACCCUAACCCGAUCUUAGGGCUCGGAUUCAUGAAAUGAACGACAAUUACAGCACAACAAACGACACAACCAUCGAUCUCUGUGACCAUGAGCUAUUACACUAGAAACACAAUUGAAAAGACUAGCAUUGCACGACUACAGAGUAGACGCACGGCUGAUAUGUGUGCAAACUGGCCUCCCUCCGAUCAGCCUCAAAAGUCCGACACUCGCCCCUUGAAGCUCCAGUCGCCCCCUUCCUCUGUCCAUCGUCUGACUGGCUCCCUCUUGGGUCCACCCCUCUCACCGGUCUUUGGAUUGAUUUCGCCCUCGAACUCGGGUUCGAGGGGCUUGCGUGCGUCUGGAUGUAACAAAUCUUCUUCCGCUAUUGAUGGUGCAGAGGUUGGGAGGGAUGAUGGGUGGCUGAGAGGAGCCUGUGCUCGUCGAACGAGCUCCUCAAACUCUCGCUGGUCGGCGGCCGGGAGAGGAGGAGGUGAUGGACGCGGUCGUUCGAAGGGCGCGCGUGAGGACAUAGUGCGCAGAGGCUGUUGCAGUCGCGACUGCACGGCUGGCGUAGAGGACGAAGCUUGAAGACGGAUGGAUAGGCGAGCGCGGAUGAGAGCAGAGGAGAGGUACAUGUUGGAGUGAGCGCGACGUCGAGGGCGGUGAUGAGGGCGGGGGGUGGCGGACGUCGGCGUCGACGAGGACAAAGAGGGAUCAGUCAUUAAUUAGAUCAUGCUCACGAAUGACGCUGAGCCCGGGAGAACGCCAAACCAAUCGUCUUCCACCCAUCUUUCGUCUCUCUUGGCCCGUCCUAAACGACGUCGACACACAUGCGCUCCCUCGUUCACAGGGCCUCUACAUCUUCGCUCCCAACUGCUCAGCCCGAUCGCUUAGCUUCUAACAAAAAGCGCAAUGUCGAGCGCGCCUGCGAUGCCUGUCGCAGACGGAAGACCCGUUGUGACGGACCAAAGAUGCCAGACAACAUCUGCUCGAACUGUAUACAAAACAGUCGAUCAUGCGUAUACCUCGAGGCUUCCAAGCCCAGAGGACCCCCUAAAGCUUAUGUUAUCAGCAUGGAGGACAGAAUGGAAAAACUAGAUGCACUUCUCAAACGACUACGCCCAGAAGUAGACUUCUCUGACGAGUUAGGCCCACCCUUCAUUCGCGACUCUUGGAAGAAUGACGACCCGGACUCGGCCCCACCCCCACCUCGUCUUCCGGACAGGAGAUUAGCUUCAAGUCUCGCUCCCCCAAUACCUUAUUCCUCCUUUCCCGCAUUCAACACUAUGUCUAGACUCCGCAAGACUCGUUCUGCUGCUGCCAUCAACAACGUCUCUCAAGACGUAGAUUUCGAUUCAGACCCCUCCGAGGACUAUGCAUCCUCAGACUCGGAAGAUGACCCCUUAUCCCUUAAGACUGACUUCACCACUGUUGCGAAACGGUUAACAUUGCACGGGCUCGACUCGAUCACCAAGGGCGACCACUCUCUUGAAACACAGACACGCUAUUACGGCAGGAGUUCCUCAUAUCACCUCGUCUCCACGACCAGAGAGCUCAGGAAGAUGCACAUAAACGAUAUGAUCGGUGACAAUGAAGAUAAACUCGACGCAGAAACCGCUCGAAGGCGUAUAAUUGAACGCGGCUCGCUCAGACGGGAAGAGUUUUGGAAGGCACCACCCUGGGAGCUUGCUUGGGAGCGUGUCCACAUUACGUCCCCAAAGUCCUUCCCAAACCUACUCAAUCAAUUCCCAGAACCUGACCUCGCACAAGAUCUCAUCAAUCUCUUCUUUCGGCAUGUGAACUGCACGUUUCCGUUACUGCAUCGACCCACAUACGAACGACAAUUCGCAGACAAGAUGCACGACACUGAUAUUUGGUUUGCCUGCCUGUCGAUGGCAAUGUUCGCUAUCGCAAGUCGGUAUUCGAAGGAUGAGCGCGUGCUCAUGGAUGUGCUGCCAGACGAAGAACCAGACGAACAUAGGUGGCAGAAGGCGGGCUGUCGGUUCUUUUUUGCGUGCAUGGAUGUCGUUCUCAUCAAGCGAUCAUGGCUUACGCCAGCCUGCCUGAACGAAGUCCAGACACUAUGUUUGAUAACUACUUUCAUGCGAGAGACUCCAUGGCAUCCUUCUGCUUGGAUCGCUAUCGGGACCGGGAUUCGCAAGGUCCAAGAUGUAGGCGCCCACCGACGUAGAGUCUACGGCUCGAAACCGAGUGUCGAAGAAGAGCUCUGGAAGCGCGUAUUUUGGUAUCUUAUUGGUCAGGACCGGAUAGGCAGCGUAAUGCUUGGGCGGCCCUGCAUGACGCAUCAAGAGGACUUCGACGCAGAACUUCCGCUGGAAGUGGAUGAUGAGUAUUGGGAGAAUGACGACCCCGAACUCGCGUUUCAACAGCCUGAGGGAAACCCGUCCAGGGUCACGGCGUACAACCUGUGGUUGCGGUUGACCGAUAUCAUAGACUUCGUUCUACGGACCUUUUACGCCAUCCACAAGCCAAAAGGCCUACCGGGCUUCGCGGACCAGCAAAAACCGGAGGAUAUCCUCAAAGAGAUGAACGACGCUCUUUCCAAGUGGACCAGCUUGGUUCCUGAUCAUCUGAAAUGGUCUCCAAACAUGGCAGAUCCCGUCUUCGCCGAUCAGUCAAUGACGCUCUACAUCACAUACAACCUUGUCCAGAUCACUAUCCACAGAACCUUCCUCCCGCCCACCCUUGGCCGUCUCCGCCUCCUCGGCGUCAACGACGUUCAACUGCCCGGGACCGCCCCCUCCCAGGCCAUGACCUCUCUCGCUAUAGCCGUCAACGCAGCGAAAUCGAUCACCCGUUUUCUGGAGGCCUUGCGUCGGCGGGGCAUGUUCAACGAGUCAAUACUGCUGCCGGCGACAGAGCUUUGUGUCGCUAUCCUGUGUCUGAAUGUGUGGGUCCUCAAGGCGAGGCAAAAAGCGAGAAAGCUGAAGGGCCUUGAUCCGAGUCUGGUGGAGACCACCAAGAUCGAGGCGCUCCUUGAGGAUGUGCAGUCGCUGAUGGAGGGACUGGAUUGGGCCGUGCCGAAAUGGGCGCAGGCAAGCGAGAUUGCACAUUAUCUUCAGACUGCGAUUCCUCAGGCUACGGACGAACCAGAGGGCAUAGACGAUAUUCCACUCGAAAUCAUGCCCCCCGUCGAUGCCGACUUUUCUGUGGACGUAUCGUCGGACUCGGAUCCUUAUUACCAGCAAGCGAUGGAACACUCUUGGUACCAAAUUCCCGCUUAUACUCAUCAGCUGCCCUCGAUACAGGAGUCUCAACAUCCGGUACAACCAUCUGAAUAUCAGGCGCACAUCCCCCACACAUCCUGGGACCUGUCUAUUGGACAGGGACACCAACGUGACGCGCUAACGAAUCCGUAUAUCUCACAAGCCGCUUCGUCGUCGUCGUCGUAUGUUCCAGAUCAGGGCCAUCCUCACUCGCUUCCAUUUGACCAUACAACUCAAUGGACCACGACAGCUUACCCUAGACAAGACCUCCCUCCCAUCGUACCCCCUCUCCCUGCAACACAUAAAUCAGCAGCACAAUCCUCCAUCAGGCAACCAUCACUCACGGCGCCUCUAUCACAAGCGACCCAUCCUCUACAAUUCGCGAGCGUCCCGAUCCGAAGGAAAUCGAUGUAUGUAAGCGAGAGGGGACAAUAUAAUCCACAGGAAUUGAGCGUGAAGGAAGAUGUGUAUCCGCAUCCGAGUGAUGUGCCGGUGAAUGGGGCAGGUUUGGAUAGGGAUUAUGGGACUUUUGGGCCUGUGUAUGCCCAUGGGCAAGGGCAAGUGGGCAGUAUGGGUGGAAGAGUAGGAAAUGAGGCGGUUAUGGGUGGCGGGUAUAACGGUGGCGGUGGCAGCGGUGGUGGUGGUGGACACGCAGGUGGAAGUGGGAUGGGCUGGUAUGAUGCAGACCAAGGUCAUCAUAGUAGGCAUGGGCAUGAAAGCACGAAAGUAUAUGAUUGGGAUGAUGUCGAGGCCUAUAUGAAGUACGGGAGUGUGGCAGAGGGGAAGCGGCUCGCGGAAGCACAAGCUCAGGCCGGUAAUCGUCGAUGACCAGUGUUCGCUAACUCAUUUUGCUCGAGGUUUCGUAUUGGCGUCACUCUCUUUUUGGGUUCUGUCAAGGUUCUGUAAAUUACUUAUUGUCGCAACUCUAAUUGUU